Messenger RNA from Paramuricea clavata, 489 nucleotides. NCBI's taxonomy places the organism in Eukaryota, Metazoa, Cnidaria, Anthozoa, Malacalcyonacea, Plexauridae. The record is from the annotation of a GenBank genome assembly.
AUGUUUAAGGUAUUAGAUCGUCUUGUAUCGGACAUAAACGAAAUUGAUGAAUAUUUAUCUGAUAUUGUGCUACCUAUAAUUAUUUUGCUUCCAGCAAAUUUACCCAAUUGUUCCAAGCAAGAAGUGGAAAAUUUAUGCGCAGCAUUUCCACAGGACUUCAAAGAUCCAGACGCUAUGUGUGCAGAGAUUAAGUUAAUAUCUUCCGAUAUCGAGAAAAGUGGUGCCAAAAAUCUGAAGGAAGCAGCGAAGUGUGUACUUGGAAAACAACAGUUUUAUCCCAACCUGACGAAAGCGUAUCAGCUUGCAUUAACAAUUCCAGUUUCUGUCGCAAGUAAUGAGCGUUCAUUUAGUAAACUAAAACUUGUUAAAAGCUAUUUGCGAUCAACGAUGAAAGAAAACCGUCUUGACGACUUGAUGAUUUUAUCUUCAUCUGUAGAUAUAUUAGACGAACUUGAGUUGGAUAAAGUAGCUAACUCGUGGUCUUUAUAG